AUGCAAGCUAAACACACCUUGGAGAUCAACGAUAAUGCAAGAGUUCGGAAUAAUAAGAGUUUCCUUAGCAUCGUCACCAAUGCAGGUGGAUUUGAAAACAUGGAGUUCAUCGAGAAAGAUACGAGAAACUACAUUGGCCAACACAUAAGAUCUUUAUGUAAGGAUGGUGAUGGUCAGACCCUCCUACGAAACUUUUCUUCAAUGAAAGAUUUAAAUAACGAGUUCUUCUAUGACAUUGCAUUGGACGAAGGGAAUAGAAUUUGUAGUGUGUUUUGGGCUGAUGCAAUAAGUCGAGCCGCAUGUGAAGAAUUUGGUGAUGUGGUGUCCUUCGACACCACGAACUUAACAAAUAAGUAUGACAUGCCAUUUGCGCCUUUUGUUGGAGUUAACCAUCAUGGACACUCGAUUUUACUUGGUUGUGGAUUGCUCUCUUCGGAAGACACUGCCUUAUUUGUAUGGUUGUUCCAAUGUGGGCUUAGAUGCAUGCGUAAUAAGGCCCCUGAUGGGAUUAUAACUGACCAACGUAGGGUAUUGGCCAAUGCCAUUGAAGAAGUGUUUCCAAAUACAAGGCACAUGUGGUGUUUAUGGCAUAUCAUGAAGAAGUUGCCAGAAAAAUUUCAAGCUUAUAAAAAUUAUGUGGCUAUCAAAAGCAAACUAAACACGCUUAUUUAUGAAUGUGGUUGUCCAACAAAAUUUGAAAAUGAUUGGGAAGAACUACUGACCAAACAUGGAUUGGAGGAGAAUGAAUGGCUAUGUAAUUUGUAUGAAGAGAGACAUAAAUGGGUUCCUUGUUACUUGAGGAAUCAUUUUUGGGCAGGCAUGUCAACAACUCAAAGAAGUGAGGGAAUGAAUGCUUCUUUUGAUGGAUUUAUCAAUUCUAGUACCACACUUCAACAAUUUGUGGUUCAAUACGACAAUGCACUAAGGGUGAAGCCCAAAAAGAAAUACAAGUUGACUUCUCCUCCCUCAACACCACGGUUGCAUGUGGCUUUCAGUCACUAA
Vigna umbellata (rice bean) is the source of this 1002-nucleotide messenger RNA. RefSeq names its product protein FAR-RED IMPAIRED RESPONSE 1-like. The record is from RefSeq and is a predicted model, not a curated record. Lineage: Eukaryota; Viridiplantae; Streptophyta; Magnoliopsida; Fabales; Fabaceae.